AUGCUAGGUUAAUUGGCGACUCCAAAUUGUCCAUAGGUAUGCAUGUGAGUGUGAAUGGUUGUUUGUCUAUAUGUGCCCUGCGAUUGGCUGGCGACCAGUCCAGGGUGUAGCCCGCCUCUCGGCCAAAGACAGCUGGGAUAGGCUCCAGCAUGGCCGCAACCCUCGUGAGGAUAAGCGGUACAGAAAAUGGAUGAAUGGAUUAAACAAGGUUUCUUACCUCCACCCUCUUUGUCCCCUGGAAAUGUUCUCUUAUUUGGCCCUUUUCCAAAUGUAUGUUGUUUCUUGUUGCUGUCCCCACUCUUCCCUAUUUUGCCUUUCAUUUCUUUCUUGAUGUACGGCUUAUAGGGCUUUUUACCAGCCGGCCUACUACCAAGCGCUUUCCCAGGAGAAUCUGCACAAACACACAGACCUUACAGUUGGAACACGUACAGUACGAGAUGCGUAACAGUACAGAGCACAGCUUACCUUUAUGUCCUAACUUCUUUCCACCUUUUGGGGAAAAAUGUUUUUUGGGUUUGGCUUCCAUCCUAAAGAAAAAUGAUGAGAAUAUGAUUAAAAAAACGUUUUUGGAUGGAAUAGGUUGGUUGUGUAGGAUCUGAAGAUAUGUGCCUAAAUUCUAACAUCGAAUAUGACAUAAUAAAUAGGUCUGCUACAGGAUAAUCGUAACAAUGUAAACAUGAGACGACAUGGUUAAUUCGUGUGGAAAAUAAAUAAACUGACUUUCAGUGUGUUUGCAGCAUAGUCAUCAUCCCAAAACACAGUAAACCAGUCAUACGUCCUAAACACAACACGUUUACCAACUUGCGUUCAUUUGAAAGAAACCUUGCUUUCAUGUAAUCUCCGAGAACUACAUUUUUUCCAACGGUCGCCAUGUUUUCAGUUUAAGGGCUUCGAGUAUUUUUUUUAGCGGUGAACAAAAUAAGAUUCAAAUAUAACAAAACAGUUGAUUACUAUUAAUACCGCAUGACAAUAACACUGAAUGUAUACUUUUAAAAAGCGCUGACUUACAUGCUUUACACGUACACGCACUCCUUCCCGAUUAUGUCCAUGCGCGUUUCAACACAACGAUUUACGGUAACUGUAAGCACCCAAUCAAAUCCAACGUUUGCUGUCGUAAAGUUUUGUCGUUACGACAGUGCAAAAGUAACAAUACUUUAUUCAUUUCGAAGAGAAUGUUAUCAUUCGAAUGUUAUAUUUUGCCAUUAUUUUAGCCAAUUCUAAAACAAUAAUCACUCAAUUCUGAGGUUCAUGUUUUUAAAAAGUAUCAAACUUUUUUGUAAUGUAGUUGAAUCAAACCAGUUGUUCAGUUUAUUAAGUUUUUUAUGCAAGAAUUUUAAAACACUCGUGUAGCUAAUAACUGCGGUGUCCGUUAUGGUUUUAGUGCUAGAAGGGAUGUCCUUCUGUUGCCUGGCAACGGCCAACAAAACUGGGCACUGGGAAUAAAAAGUCGGCAAAAAGGCUGCACAGGACAAAUAUGUCACGUCACAACGUCACAACGAGGAGACAACUCUCUACUGAUAUGUACUACAAAUAUGAGGAACUGUAUUCCAGACCGUUCAUUACACCUGGUUCUGACAUCCCAGAGAACCUCCUCAACCUCGAUCACUCGUUCGGCUACGACUGUCAACGCAGAGAAAACCUGCAGCUGCUGGAUGAUAGAACGCUGUUCUUUAUAGCUGGUCAGAUGAUCAUAAUACUAGAUGUUUCUACAAAGCAGCAGAGGUACCUUCGCUCCUGCAACACUGCAGGAAUUGGCUCCAUCGGGGUACACCCAAGAAAAGACUAUUUUGCAGUGGCCGAGAAGGGACACAAACCACUGCUGAUAGUAUAUGAAUACCCUUCAAUACGAGCAUAUCGCAUCCUCAGAGAGGGUACAGAGCGUGCAUUCUGCUCCGUCAACUUUAACAGCGACGGGAGUCUUCUGGCCAGCCUGGGCAGUACACCUGACUACAUGCUGACAGUGUGGAACUGGAGGGAGGAGGAAGUGGUCCUCAGGUGCAAAGCCAUUUCUCAGGAGGUCUACAGAGUGAGCUUCUCGCCAUACAACCCCGGACUGCUGACAUCAUCAGGAUCCGGACACAUCAAGUUCUGGAAAAUGGCCAACACAUUUACUGGUCUCAAACUGGAGGGGCUUAUUGGGCAUUUUGGAAAAACUGCAGCGACUGACAUUGAUGGCUACAUAGAACUUCCAGAUGGAAAGGUGGUGUCUGGCUCCAACUGGGGCAACCUGUUGCUGUGGGAUGGAAACACCAUUAAAGUGGAGCUCUGCAGAAAGGGAGGACGGUGUUGUCAUGAUGGGGUUGUCCAGCCUUUUGCUUUGGAAGACGGACAGCUGAUGACUUUUGGCUCCGAUGGAGUCAUCCGGGGCUGGGACUUUGAGACCAUUGAUACCGCCCAAGACAGCGGCGGGAGCAGCAAGUUCGAGGUGGAGCCAAUGAAUGAGUUGGUGGUUGGACAUCAUGUUUGCUUGUCCUCAAUCGUAAAAAGCUCUCAACCCGACUCUAAUGUUUGGUUUGCUCAGGAUUCCACUGGAGCCAUUUGGAAGUUGGACCUGUCAUUCAAAUACACAACUCCUGAUCCCGAAUGCCUCUUUUCCUUCCACGUUGGACCAAUCAAGGGUCUGGAUGUCUCCAAGAAAAGUCAUCUCAUGGCCACAACUGCUCUGGAUCGCUCAGUCAGAGUCUUUGACUUUCUGGCAAAAACAGAACUGACCUGUAGCCGCUUCAGCCAGGGUGGAACUGCUCUCCAUUGGGCCCCCCUUACGGUCAGCCAGACUGGAAGUUUGCUCGUGACGGGUUUUGAAGAUGGGGUGGUCCGCUUACUGGAGCUUUUUGACCCCAAAGAGGUGCACAGCUACAAAGUAGAUGCCCAGCUGCGUCUCAAACAGGCCUUCAAACCCCAUAACGCUUCUGUAACUGCAAUGGCAUAUGAAUGCAAUGGAAAAAUAUUAGCCACAGGGAGCUCAGACUGCACUGUGUUCUUCUUCAAUGUUGGAGAAACGUACGAGCCAAUCGGUUUUGUCUCUGUUCCGGGACCAGUAGAGGUACUGGAGUGGUCACCUCAUUCCCAUAAUGACAACAGGUUGCUUAUCUUGUGUCAAAAUGGUCAUAUUGUGGAGGUACCUUGUCCUGAUCCAAAAACCUUCAAGCAAACCAAAUCCUAUGAGCUGCUUGAACUUCCCAGAAGGUCCUUCUGCUUCAAGAGCAUCAAAUCUCAAAUCAAGAGAGAGGACGAAAUAGCAAGGCGACAAGCUUUGAAUGAGAAGCGACAGAACGAGAGACAGGAAAAUCAAAUUACACAAGAAGAAGAGGAGUUGCCCUCUAUUUAUAUCCCUAACCCCCCUAGUCCUCUCUACUGGGGGUUCUAUUCACAGCCGGGUCAGUUCUGGCUCUCUAUGGGAGGAUACGACUCAGGUUUCUUGUACCACUGUAAGUUCUCAGACAAUCAGGAUGAGGACCCAGACCAACGUAAGGAUGAGCCGUUUGACUUCCUUGUGAUCCAUAAUGGAGAUGAUGACUGGAUUUGUUCAGUCACCUUCAGCUCAAACAGGCAGCUGAUGCUCUGUGGCAUGCACUCAGGCUCCAUCAGAGUUUAUCCUCUGGACCCCAAUGACCACUCCCUAACCUCCAUGCGAGCGUACUGGGAACUGAGCAUCCACGACAGCAUGUAUGGACACCUACGAAACAUCUCCUCCAGCCAUGACGACCAUUUUGUGCUGACAGCAGGAGAUGAUGGGAACAUCUUCUCCUUCAGUCUGCUUCCUCCGGAGGAGCUACAGAAAACCUUCCAGAGAAAAAAGGCUAAGGUUCCUUCACCAAAGGUGGAUUUUGAGAACGAGGAGUUAGCGCAAGACAUCGAUGACCCAGCAGCCUACAGCAUAAAGAUGGCAAAACAGAAGCUGGAGAAAGACCGUCUCUGGCAGGAAGCUGAGAGGAAGAAAUCUGACAAGCGAAAAAAGCUCAGUGAGAUUCAGGAAAUGUUUGAAAAACUGCUAAAGGAAAACCAAGAGCUACCAGGGCAUAUCCGGUUAACACCCACGGAGUUGCAGCUGGAUCCACGUUUUGAAGAGCUGGCUGAGAUAGAAAAAGCUGUGAAAGUGAAGGAGGUCCAAGACCAGAUGAGCUGGGAAGAGGAGCACUCCCGUAUUGCACUCAACAAACUACAGAACUGGGUCAAAGGCUCUUCAGGAUCUGAUGUACUCACCGUCUUCGCCAUCCACACUGGCCACAAAGUCUCCACAUAUAAUAUUCCAGCGCUUUCUUCUGUACAUAUUCAACAACAGUGCAGGUCCGUUGAUUCCAGCAGCAAUGAAACAGCGCAAGGGGAACGUCGAAAAUCCAAAGACCAACCUGUAAAAGACAGCAGCGAAACAGACGAGGAAGAUGUGCCUCACACACUGGUGACUCGUUCCUUGGGGGUAAAGCUAGCAGAUCGGCAGAUAGAAAGGCUCCAAAAGGCUGCAGAGAAAGCUAAACAAGCGCAAGCAAAAAUUGAAAAGCGGAAGCAGGAAUGGGAUAAACUUUACGCGGAGAAGCCGAAGAAGAAUUGUGAGGAUCCACAAGAUGUGCAGGCCAUCUGUGAAGCCAAAGAGAAGAUUGGAGACUUGAAACUUAAGACGGAUAAAGACUUCACUGUACCAAAACACCUGAGAAUGAGUGCAGACAGAAAGAAAGCUGAGAUAAAAGACCUGGAGGAUAACAUACGUGAAAAACAGACCGAGAUGAACAGAGACAUCUGGGCCUUGCGAGACUCCAAGCUUCGCCUUGUAGCGAAACUCCAAAUGCAAGCUCAGAAGCUACAGAGGGUCCAGAGUCUUCUGCCAUCCCAUCUCCAUCGCUGUCCCCCGCCCCUACCCGCUAUACGACCAGAGGAAAUUCCAGACAAGAGGCAGCGAUGUAGCCGAGCUCUCCUGGACAGAUACAGGGUGCUGAGGGAGCAGAGGUUUCAAUGCACCGAGCUGAAAAAUCAGGAGGUGGGUUUGCUCGAGCAAUUGGAAGAAGAGGUGGGAGAACUGGAAGAAGCAGAGGAAAUAGCAAAGUUAUCCUGUGUAGCCCUUGAAGAAGAAGAAGAAGAAGAAGAAGAAGAAGAAGAAGACAAGCCUCCAGAGGAGCAAGAAGCACAGCUGAGCGAGGAGACCAAGAAUAGCAAAUUGCUGCACAUACAAGAUUCUCUUCUGGAGAAGAUAGAAAGUUCGGUGCAUCAGUUUGACAAGGAGCACCUGAUGUGCCUAAACAAGCUACAGAAGCUGGACUGGAAGCUCAAACUUGGCAACCUUCGCCAGCUGACACUUUACCAGGAACUGCUGCUCCUUAAGGAGGUGGACAAGAAUGAGAAGACCUUGCAGGAGAAGCUCAACAUACGUCUGAAGGAGGAGAAAAACUUGACGUCUAAGCUGGAGGAGUGUCAGGAGGACCUGGAACAGAAGCGUAAAGACAUAGCGAAGGUGCAGGAGAGAGAGAAAGCUGUAUCUAAAGCUUUUCGGGCCUCGCUGGGUGAUGACAAGAAGUUUGAAGAGUAUCUGUUCAAAGUUUUCAAGAAGAAAGUCAAACGUGCCAAGAAAAAGGAGCAGGCGGGACAUGAAGAAAACGAAAAUGACAGUGGGGAAGACUUUGAUGAUUAUGAAAAUUGGGAUGAUGAUGAUGAUGAGAGCUGGGGUACACCGGAGGGAGAAGCUGCUGUUGAGGAAUGUCCUCCAGAUUGUGACCCGAAGUUGUUUGAGCACAUACUGCAGCUUCGUGAACGUCGACUGGACCUGGAAGAACGGCUGGCAGAGGAGAAAAAGAGUGCUGACGUUCUGGAAAGAGAAUGCGACAUGCUUAUUAAGAAGUUAAAAUCCAUGCAGGUCAGUCGCAAGGCAGCAGAGGAUGACUUGGAGCAAGUUAACAGGGAAAAACAGCAGCAAAUGAACCAACUAGAUGUUGUGGUUCCUCUUUGUCUGCACCAGAUUGAGUUUGAUGCCGAUGGUCCUGCAACUUCGGACCUCAGCUCGGCGUUGGUGCUCAACAGGACAGAGCUGCAACGUCUGCAGGAGCAAGUGAAUCAUCUGGAGGCGGAGAAGAGCCAGCAGACAGAGGUCUACAGUCAAGCCCGGCAGCAGUAUACCAGGCUGGUUCAAGAACGCAAGGACAUGAACGUUCAGAUCCGAUUGCUGGAGAAGCUAUGCAACCAGCUCAUGAUGACGAGGUUUGGGAGGGAGGUGGAUCUGGAGGUUCUGCAGACGCUGUCAGGAAACAGAACGGUUGAGGAGCUGAAGCAGCAAAAACUCCUUCAAGAAGCUGCAAACGCUAAAGAAAUCAAACAGUGGGAUAUUAAAGUAGAAAAGGCUUGUGAGGUCCUGAUGGGGAUGACAAAGAGCAACACAGAGCGCCUCCUUUGCUUGAAUAGCCUAUUUGAGCAGAAGAAAGAGCUGGAGCAGAAACUUGACGCAAGGCAGAAGAAAAUUGAUAAACAGCUUCAAGACUUCAGCCGACAAAGUGAUAGAAAUGAAGUGUGGCGUCUUCAAGAAUUGGUGAGAAAACAGGCCCAGCAGGUGGAGACCCUCAGCACAGAGAUCAACCUUCUUUCACGUAAAGGAGGGCACAUUUUGCCGAGCAGCCACAACCAGUUGCCUCCGCUUGUUUCUUGGACCAAGCCCACUGUGCAGACACACACCAGGGAAGCAGGUGGACCGCAUUCUAACAGACAGGACAGGAAGGCAUGGAAUGUUUACCAACAAAAGACUGGAGUCACAAAAUGAAGAGAGUACUUGGAAUGUCAUGAACGGAAUGAACAAGGUCACCGAUAGUGGCGGCCUCGGUCUUUCGGUCAGCUAACCCCACCCAUCCACAGAGCGAGGUGCGACGAUAGGAUAAAGACAGGCACGGUGAACUGACUCUCCAGCUAAUCAGGACCGAACGGGUAUUUUAGGGGCGCUAACCUCGUUCAUUCCGUUCACAAAAAAGAACUAGUUCUUUUGUCCCGUUCGUUCAUGACCGACACACCACUAUCCAGAUUGCCCGUUGGGCUUGUGAGGAUAAGCAGUACAGAAAAUGGAUGAAUGGUUUGCUAUAAUGUGUGUAUGAAUUAAAAUUACAAGAAAAUACAGCACUUAUGUCUUAGGCAACAAAAAACGUUUUUGUAAACACACUUAUUUGUGAACAAUUUAAUCAUGAAAAUAAUCUCCGCCGUAAAUUCACUUUCUUCAAUAGAGCUGUGGACGAAUCCAUUAGCGAGUGUGUCAACAAUACGACAAUAUCACAGGGAAAUA
This is a messenger RNA of Doryrhamphus excisus (bluestripe pipefish), 7246 nucleotides long. RefSeq names its product cilia- and flagella-associated protein 44-like. Gene Ontology annotation, molecular function: protein binding. NCBI's taxonomy places the organism in Eukaryota, Metazoa, Chordata, Actinopteri, Syngnathiformes, Syngnathidae. The record is from RefSeq and is a predicted model, not a curated record.